UUUAAAUAGAAAGACUUUAACCAUUUAAAAGCUUAUAACUUUCAACGAUACUGCCAUCUUCAACCACUAGUGUUAUCAACUUCGAAAAAUACAAUCUUCUUCUUCUUGUUCUAUCCUUGCUCUUGUAAUCGAGCUGCGUCCAAAGUAGCCCAGCAACGUAUCAUCGAGAUUGAUCGCCAUUAUGCAUCUCAGAAACAUUAUUCAGGUGGCUACUACAGGCUUCUUUUUCUUCUUCCCUCAAACGGUGUGUAUACUAUGCCGACUAUGUUGUUUCGAGAUACAGUAUUUAACGUGUGUAUGUGUGUCGUCUAGGUCCUUGGGAACCCCGUGGCCUUGUCGUCGCGGUCGUCUACACUGCGACAGGCACGUGCCGCAACAGUCCAGACGGCAGCUGAUGACUUCGCCGAUCUCAGCAGCUACGGCAGCCUAUUGCUCCGCGGGGACUCAGGAUUGGGGAAACGGGGAAUUGCCACGAGGUUACAAAAGAUUCGGUGUGGCAUUAACGGCGGCGGCCUCACCGACUAUGAUGAGGGCAGGAAGAGAUUCGGAUACUUUAUGGACGGCAUCGGGAGCGUGGCACUCAUGGGUGCCAAAUUCGCGUUACAGAACAGAAUCUGUAAUCAUGAGACCUGCGACAUGGUUAUCAGUGUAUCCCUCCAAACGCCUGGUUGGCUGUUGAAGGAUCAGAUCGACGUUAUGUUUGAUAAGGCCUUCGAUGACCUCCGUAAGGAAUGUGCCGACAAGGGAGGCAUGGCCGAGCUCGUCGCGGUGAAUAUCAAAGACAGCGGAGCUUGCGGCAUACCGACCUGUACUGCCGACGGCACGGUGGGGCUCAAACUCGGUUCCUUCGAGGCCCAGUUCUAUCCCCACGAUGGCGGAGACACGUGUCCGGCAAACACGGCUCAGCAGGUCUGCAAGAUAGAAAGUUUUAACUAAGCUGAGCCCAUAAGGUAGCCCGUAUAGUCCAUCUCUAGUUUGCUGGUCGUUCAACAGAGUGAGCGUUCUCUGUUAUACCCUUAUUGAUUUUUCGUUAAACCUCUAUCGAUUCUUCGCUAGACCCCUGUCGAUUCUCUGUCGGACCGUCCCUUGUU
Messenger RNA from Truncatella angustata, 1091 nucleotides. RefSeq lists its product as uncharacterized. The record is from RefSeq and is a predicted model, not a curated record. The transcript has a single exon. Lineage: Eukaryota; Fungi; Ascomycota; Sordariomycetes; Amphisphaeriales; Sporocadaceae. The coding region runs from base 182 to 679 and encodes 165 amino acids.